Emericellopsis atlantica is the source of this 1544-nucleotide messenger RNA. Its product is annotated as Methylthioribose-1-phosphate isomerase. The transcript has a single exon. Gene Ontology annotation, molecular function: S-methyl-5-thioribose-1-phosphate isomerase activity. The record is from RefSeq and is a predicted model, not a curated record. Bases 161 to 1324 code for a protein of 387 amino acids. Lineage: Eukaryota; Fungi; Ascomycota; Sordariomycetes; Hypocreales; Bionectriaceae.
GCAGGCGGUGAAGGACAUGACGUGGGGUCUCCAUGGCAGAAUCCAUCAUCAUGCAACUUGCGCAAGUGGUCUACGAAAAUCCCCCGCUGCUGCGAGUGGCUACGAGAUUGCGUACACGAUUUAGCCAAAAGCAGCACAGCCUUACGAAAGGAUUUACGAGAUGUCUUCUCUCCAGGCAAUCAAGUAUUCGCGGGGGAAACUCGAAGUUCUCGACCAACUACGCCUGCCCCAUUCAUUCCACUACGAUGUCGUUUCGAACCGAUCCGAAGCCUUCGACAGCAUUGCGUCCAUGCGCGUGAGAGGCGCUCCCGCAAUUGCUAUAGUGGCAAGUCUUGGACUUGCCGUCGAGCUCCACCACCAGGGGUUGGCCGCGGACUCUUCGUCUGAAGCGAUUACUCAGAUCGAUCAAGCUCUCGACUACCUCAAAGGCAGUCGACCAACCGCUGUGGACCUGAGUAACGCCAUUACUCAACUCAAGUCAAGAAUCCGCGAGUCGAGCGAAGGCACCAAAGAAGACAUCAUCUCAGCUUUCAUCGACGAGGCAGAGAAGAUAUUCGCCCAGGACCUGACAACGAACGUGGCCAUUGGAGACUCGGGAGCAGACUGGCUGCGCAGGAAUGCCGGUGCCACCGCUGAGACUCCUGUGUCAGUACUCACGCACUGCAACACUGGAUCGCUUGCGACAUCGGGACACGGAACAGCACUCGGUAUCAUCCGCUCCCUCCAUUCUAGAGGACUUUUGAAGCACGCCUACUGCACCGAAACUCGACCCUACAACCAAGGUAGCCGCCUCACGGCUUUCGAGCUAGUUUUCGAGAAGAUCCCAAGCACACUCAUCACCGACUCGAUGGCGGCGGCCUUGUUCCGUUUGCAGAAAGACAAGGCCAACGUUGCCGCUGUGGUGGUAGGGGCGGACCGCGUUGUUCGCAACGGCGAUACGGCCAACAAGAUUGGCACAUAUCAACUUGCAGUCCUUGCCAAGGCUCAUGGCAUCAAGUUCAUUGUAGCUGCACCAACGACUAGCAUCGACCUAGUCACGCCCGAUGGCAGCGGGAUCGCAAUCGAGGAGCGGAAAAAGGAAGAGUUGACACAGGUGACUGGCGCCAUAGUCAAGGAAGACGGCACAAUUGAGCAGGGCAGCAAGGCACGAGUGGCCACAGCCGACCAGCGAGUAGAUGUAUGGAACCCAGCUUUCGACGUGACGCCCGCCGAGUUCAUCGACACUAUUGUGACCGAAAAGGGCGCUGUUGAGAAGAGCGCGGAUAACACAUUUGACUUUAGUCAAAUCAUGGCGGAAAGGUGGGCGAGGGUGGUCAAUUCUUAGAUAGAGUCGGCCACAUAACGGCGCCUUUAAAUCGAAAGGAAUGAUCCUCAGAGCUCGUCGAGCGAAAGGGCAGAAUCGCCGGAGUCGCCAUGCAGGGCAUGCAUGACCAACCGCUGGUAGCCCUCCACCGCACUCUCGAGGUCACCUACAGUGACAUUUUCGUGCGGACCGUGAGCGACAAGAAUGGUACCCGGCCCAUAGAGAUACCGCGUGAAGUCUC